AUGGAGACGGAGUUUCGCCUCUGUUUCUCCUUUCCACGCUGUUUACACUUCAGUGCUGCCCGGCUAUAUCAAUCUGGAUUCGAUCCGGCUAGUAGAGGUGCAGGAGCCUCUGGCGAGAGAACACUUUCAACAUCGACGUCGAAGCGAAGUCUCUCAGCUCCAGCCGGUUCCUCGGAGGAGUCGAGAAGCAGCAGUCUGCCGAGUGUGCGACGUGUCUCCCCCCAGAGAUCCCAAAUAACAACUGCCGGAUGCGAAGCGCUGGACACCUCAACACCUCAUCUCAACCUCAAUCGGUCGGAACUAACGCAUGCUAACAGUGAUGCGAUUGAGGUAUCGCGAACUACCUUCCGUCAGAGACGAAUAGCUGCCUUACUUCAGCGUCAGGAACAAUUAAAGGCCGAACUGACUGAUGCGAAAAUUCGCCUCCUCGCAGAUCCCGGAUCUUGGAGCUUCGACUUGAACGUCGCAGAACAUAUGAAUCCCAAUGAUGAAGGAUUUCUUGAGGCUCUAACCGAUGAAACGGAGUUGCUUCAACAACGUGUGAAUGCGUGCCGAUCCCAUGCACAAUACUUGGCAUUUUUCCAACCCCCUCCUGUUCCUCAACCACCGCCACCGCCAUCCAGUUCCCAUGAUACCUCCAACUGA
Messenger RNA from Echinococcus granulosus, 645 nucleotides. Its product is annotated as Kinesin-like protein KIF26A. The transcript is spliced from 4 exons. The record is from RefSeq and is a predicted model, not a curated record. The coding region runs from base 1 to 645 and encodes 214 amino acids. Lineage: Eukaryota; Metazoa; Platyhelminthes; Cestoda; Cyclophyllidea; Taeniidae.